Messenger RNA from Colletotrichum gloeosporioides, 1134 nucleotides. RefSeq lists its product as uncharacterized. The record is from RefSeq and is a predicted model, not a curated record. Bases 1 to 1134 code for a protein of 377 amino acids. The transcript is spliced from 4 exons. NCBI's taxonomy places the organism in Eukaryota, Fungi, Ascomycota, Sordariomycetes, Glomerellales, Glomerellaceae.
AUGGCAUUCACCGAUCGAUUCACGAGAUGCUGGGCAAUCUUUGCCCUCAUCAUCCUGUCAUGGCCUGCGCUGGCCCACGCCACGCCCGACCCUAGAAUGCUCGAUUCCAGGAUGUUGGAACCAAGACAGCUGAAGCAGACGCUCUGCUCAAGCUCGAACACGGCAUCAAUGAGCGCAAAUCUCAGUAUAUGGCAGACUAACGGUCUCUGUUCCGACUUUUGCAGAGGCAAGAACUUUGCCCUCGCUAUUGUCCAGUACCAGUCAUGCUGGUGCUCCGACGUCGCCCCGGCCGCGUCCUCCGAAGCCGAUGUCGAAGACAAGUGCAACGACAUUUGCCCCGGCUACGACACCGAGAAGUGCGGUUCACGGCCGAACUGGUACGGGUAUAUUCAGUUGGCAAAGACCCCUACUAGCACCGCAGGCGGCGAUGCCGCCACGACCUCCGCUGCAGCGGCGUCAACAACACAAGUUAAAAACGACAACCUCCGACCCAACAACGUCGACGACCUCGUCAACCACUUCAGUACGCCUCAGCAACCCCCAUCAACACGCCGUAAAUCGAUUGUCAAUUUCACAACGACAUCGAGGAAGCCUCAGACGUCUGUUCAGACCGUCACCGCCGAUGGAACCGUUAGGACUGUUACUGUCACUCCUACGGCUACGGGAACCGAUGGCGCGACUGGGGCCUCAGAGCUGUCCCCCUCGAGCUCGGCAUCGUCAUCGAAUGGACUGAGCACCGGUGCAGUCGUUGGAGUGGUAGUGGGAGUUAUUGCCGCCGUGGUAGCAUUCGCAGGACUGGGCCUCUUCCUGUUCUUCCGACGACGCAAGCAACACCAGGAGAACUCAAAGUACGACGAGCCCAGCCACCGUGGCAGCUCAGCCGGUAUGACUGGCUCACCGCGUAACCCCGAAAUGGUCGUGACAGUUGAUGGUGGACGAUGGGACGCCGACUCGACCAGCGACCACCGCCGCAGUCGCCUCAUGGCACACGAUCCUCGCAUGGAACCCCUCGGAAGGGGCCUGUACCUGAACAACAAGAGCGCCGAGAGCAUCAACACAUUGCGCGACGACCAAGAUUAUUCCCGCAAGGUUCAUAAACCAGUCUUGCGGGCGACCAACCCCGAUCCUGAAUGA